Prorocentrum cordatum is the source of this 1461-nucleotide messenger RNA. The record is from the annotation of a GenBank genome assembly. Lineage: Eukaryota; Dinophyceae; Prorocentrales; Prorocentraceae.
AUGCUGAGCCGAUCGAACACGGAGAUUUUUGAUGAGGACGCCCAGGGAGUGAAUACGAACUUGUACUACAUAUUAGUCCUGACCUGCAAGGACAAGGCGCAGGGCAUAGUGAAGAGUGUCGCAGCUGGAGAGGGACUGGAAGCAUGGAUAUUGUUGUGUGUUGAGUUCGAGCCGAAGGUUCCCUCCAGGUUCUCAGGCAUGCUGGAUGCGAUAUUAUACCCGAUGAUGCAGGAGCAUGUCCCGAUCAAAGGCAUCGUUUCCUGGGAGACUAUGGUGCAGGGGUAUGAGGAGCAAACGGGAGAGAAGGUGAUGGAGUCGAUCAAGAAGUCAGUGAUCAGCACCCGCCUAGUACCGCAGAAGCUGAGAGCACCUGAUGUUGAAUGCGACCAGGUUUACUACGUGCGCGUUGGUGAGAGCAGAGGUGCUGAACUACCUGAGAUCAAAACAGGCGGCGCUGGCACUCAGCGGGCCUGCGCCGAUGAAGGCAAAGACAACAGUGGUGAUGGUUAUGACCAGAGAGGCGCCCCGCAGUGCAAGUAUUGCUUGAAGAAGGGUCACGCGCGCAAGGAGUGCAGGAAGGCAACGCAGGACAUUGGGGAUGGUAAGAUCAACAAAGACGGGAUCCGAAGGAUUAGUAAAAGCAACGGCAAAGGCGAGGGCAAUAAUGAUAAGACGAAGGCGCCGACGCCCAAGCCCACGGACAAGGAUGCUAGUUAUUGGGGUCCAGACUACGACGCCGAAGAGGGCUGCGUCUUCAUGGUUGAGACUAGCGAGGACGAGGAGUUUGAUCACAAUGAGAAGUUAGAUCACAAUGGGGAGACGGAGAAGGAGCCCAAUUACGACGAGCACGAGAAUGACGAGAGCGUUCUGAUUCCGAUAAAUGAGUUUUACCAGGAGGACGGUGGGAAUAUCGAGAUUAUGGGCGUGUGGCUCGAUGACGAUGGAGGCGCAGUGCUUGACCCCACGAUGCGCAAUCAUAUCAAUGAGCUGAUAAAGAAGGAAGGUAGCAAGUCGCUCAAGCUCUCGGAGAGGCGUGGCAUCUACAGCUUCGAUGUGGGCGCGCGUUCGCUCUGCCCACUCCCAGUGGCAGAAGAUCAGGUGCCGGAGCCCCUGGGGCCGCUGGAGAGCGAGGAGGCGCAGCUGCCCAGGAGGAGGAAGGAAAGGUGCAAGCGGGCAGCGGGGGAGAUCGCCACCCACGAGAGGACUCAUAUGCCAUUUCGUGACUGGUGUGAGUGGUGUCUUUGGGGCCGAGGUAAGUGGGAUGGUCGAAUGAAGGCUAAUCCCGACGAAGCGCCGACGAUGUCUGUGAGCAGCCUGUACUACUGCUUCGUGAACGCCGAGACGGGGGCGGACAUGGUCGCGACCUUGGUUAUGGUGCAGAAGCCAGAGGAUUGCGCAGCGGCGAUCGUGGUGAUUCACAAGGGGCCCAGCGAGUACGUCAAUUCAGCUGAGGGUUUUUAG